AACUCACUCAAAAUUUUCCAAUUGUAUACCAACUAUAUCUUUGGACGACCAACAAAUUACAUCAACAACUACUGUACAAGACUAAGCAACCCAAUGGAAAUUAAAACUUAAAGAUACUAUAACUUUGAUUUUUGAGACGGAGUGGUGGAGCGGUUCUAGGCUGCCGCUGCUCCAGGAGGAGAGUGAGGAAUUCAGACGCCGCUUAGGGAUUGUCUUCAUUUUUGAGAGAUAGAAGAAUGGGGGAGAAGAUGGCGAUGGCUGAACUCGCCGGCGACGCCAACAAGGAAGAAGAGAUAGAACCGACAAGGGGCUCUUUUGUUAAUUAGUUGGACGGACUUUCAUUUUGGCCUAAUUACUUUAAUAAUUAACUAGUUACUUAAAUGAAGCUUAAUAAAGUUUAUAUGAGAAAUACUAAAUAAUUGUAGAGGAAUAUUGAUUGAAAACAUAGAGUAUAGUCUCUAGUCCUCUAAUAUUUUCGGGGAAUAUGAUUAUUAGUUUAGAAAUAGAAAGAAAAAAAAAAUCACAAUUGUCUUCUUUCGCAUUGGAUAUUUUAAGGUAACCACACGGCACACAUAUUAUCUCUUAGUCAUGUAACAUAUCUCUAUUUGUAUAGAUUGCCUUCGUAAUGUAUAUAAAAUAAUUAUUCCUACACUUCCUUCCAAUCAAAAUCAAGUGGCUUUAUAUUUUUAUGUAUUCAUGUUGUCUGUCAAAUACCAUGCAAACUACAUCAUCUUUGAGCAAAUGCAUUGUGAAUGUGGAUUGAACUUGAGAGCAAAAUGUGCUAAUGUUGAACCUACUGAGAAGCGGAAGAAGGACAGCCUCUUCAUUGACAAACGUGGAAAUUUGAGACAUUUCAACCAUAAAAAGGUUUCGAGGAAAAAAGGAGGUUCAUUGAGAGGUCAGGGAUGGAAGUAUGGCUCCGGAUUUGUAGAUGGGAUUUUCCCAGUUUUGAGCCCAAUCGCGGAAGAGAUACUCAACUUCGUGCAAAAAGAAGAGAAUGUUAGCAGAAUUUGGUAUUCUUUGGACACUCUUCCUCCUACUAACACUACUUGGGAUGACCUCAUCAACAUUGCAGUUCGAUUUCGUUUGAACAAAAAAUGGGAUCCAAUUAUUGUGAUGUGUGAAUGGAUGUCACAACAAAGCACGUUCAAGCCUGAUGUUAUCUGCUACAAUUUGCUCAUAGAGGCUUAUGGUCAGAAACUACAGUUCAAGAAGGCUGAAUCCAUCUACUUAGAGCUCGUUGAAGCUCGUUGCAUCCCUACACAGGACACUUACGCACUUCUUGUUAAGGCGUACUGCAAGGGCGGGAAGCUAGAGCAUGCUGAGGCUGUCUUUGCUGAGAUGCGAAGAAACGGCUUUCCACCAAGCACCAUUGUUUAUAAUGCCUAUAUUGAUGGGCUAAUGAAAGCAAGAAAUUCUCAGCAUGCUCUUGCUGUAUUUGAAAAGAUGAAGAGAGAUAAUUGUGAACUAAAUGCUGAGACUUACACUAUGGUGAUCAACUUAUAUGGGAAGGAGAAUAAAUCUUAUAUGGCAUUAGAGAUGUUUCAAGAGAUGAGGACUAACAAAUGUAAGCCUAAUAUUUGCACAUACACUGCUUUGGUGAAUGCGUGUGCUAGAGAUGGGCUAUGUGAGAAAGCAGAAGAGAUUUUUGAACAGCUACAGGAAGCAGGGCUUGAGCCUGAUGUCUAUGCCUACAAUGCUCUCAUGGAAGCCUACAGCCGUGCAGGUUUCCCUUAUGGCGCCGCAGAAAUCUUUUCCCUCAUGCAACAAAUGGGAUGCGAACCGGACAGGGCUUCGUAUAACAUACUGUUGGAUGCUUAUGGUCGAGCCGGUCUCCAUAAAGGCGCGCAAGCAGUGUUUGAUGAGAUGCAGCGUCUCGGGAUAGAACCGACAAUGAAAUCCCACAUGCUGCUGAUAUCAGCCUACUCAAGAGCGGGCGACGUCCUGAAGUGCGAGGAAAUGGUGCGGCGGAUGCAGGAGUCGGGCAUGAAGCCAGACACGUUCGUUUUGAACGCUAUGAUGAACUUGUACGGGCGGGUAGGGCAGUUGGGGAAGAUGGAGGAGGUGCUGAGCACGAUGGAGGACUGCAAGCCCGAUAUAAGCACGUACAACAUCCUGAUCAACAUGUACGGACGCGCAGGUUUCGUGGAGAGGAUGGAGGAGGUGUUCUCGUCGAUCGCAUCCAAGAAUUUGAGGGCGGAUGUGAUGACUUGGACAUCUAGGUUGGGGGCAUACUCGAGGAAGAAACAAUAUAUGAGGUGCAUUGAGAUAUUCGAAGAGAUGAUUGAUAGUGGUUGUUAUCCAGAUGCUGGAACUGCUAAAGUGCUGCUAUCUGCUUGCUCUACUGAAGAUCAGAUUCAGCAAGUUACUACUCUUAUUAGAACUAUGCAUAGGCAAACUUUGCAGCCUCAGCUUCUUACUUCCAACUCUAAAACUUGAUUAGGGGUUUCAACCUCAUUAUAUUGUAUUUUCUCAAAUUUUCUAUACAAAUAGAUGUAAAAAAAAACAAUCUAAGAAUUUA
Messenger RNA from Salvia miltiorrhiza (redroot sage), 2521 nucleotides. Its product is annotated as pentatricopeptide repeat-containing protein At2g35130. Gene Ontology annotation, molecular function: protein binding. Bases 697 to 2439 code for a protein of 580 amino acids. The transcript is spliced from 8 exons. The record is from RefSeq and is a predicted model, not a curated record. NCBI's taxonomy places the organism in Eukaryota, Viridiplantae, Streptophyta, Magnoliopsida, Lamiales, Lamiaceae.